This is a messenger RNA of Cladocopium goreaui, 466 nucleotides long. NCBI's taxonomy places the organism in Eukaryota, Dinophyceae, Suessiales, Symbiodiniaceae. The record is from the annotation of a GenBank genome assembly.
UCUUGAUUCGGCACGAAGAUUGGAUGCCUUGGAAUGGUUGGUGCAAGCGUUCGAUACCUUGGACUUGGCUGACGAACAGCUCUUCUCGGCCAUCGGUCUCUUAGAUCGCUACGCUGCGGCGUCCAACACGCCGAUCGCGGCUGGACCUGGAGCCUUUGCGCUGGUCUUGGCGGCCAUGCUCAUCGCUUUGAAGGUGUCGGGUUUCAAGAAGGACUUGGAGCAGGCACGGAAGUUGGUGGUGGAGGUCAGCGGCUCAUCCAGGCCCUGGAGCGCGGUCCGGAAGGCGGAGCUCAACAUCCUGCGACGGUUGGGCUUUCGAGCCUGCACUCCCACAGCAUACCAUUUGUUGGACCGGCUUCUAUCAGAUACCCUGAACGCACCGAGCGACAGAAGCGCCGUGGGGUCAGAAGACAUGGAAUGGGACAACGAAAGUAAGAUGCGGUGCAGCAGUCUGGCUUGCUUCCUG